Tarenaya hassleriana is the source of this 1463-nucleotide messenger RNA. RefSeq lists its product as uncharacterized. The transcript has 2 exons. The record is from RefSeq and is a predicted model, not a curated record. The coding region runs from base 106 to 1266 and encodes 386 amino acids. NCBI's taxonomy places the organism in Eukaryota, Viridiplantae, Streptophyta, Magnoliopsida, Brassicales, Cleomaceae.
ACAAAAGUUAUCCUCACGAGAGCGCACGUACUCUCCCCUUUAUCAGUGCAGACUUUUUGCCUCCGAACUCAUCAGGGGAGAGAGAGGAAGGGAGGGGUAGACGCCAUGGAAAGGCUUCUCCAGUCGCCAUCUUCGUUCUCCAUAGCUCCGUCGAAAUUCCAAUCCAGGGUAUCUUCUUUGCUUCCCCGAUUGCCCCGUCUCCACUCGCCGAGUCUCACAUUCGCUUCUUCUCGCCUGCCCUAUUCCUCCCGAGUCAACUCGAUUUCCUGCAGCCACUACCAGAACCCGACUCCUCAUUCCUCUACAGCAUCGGUUCAGUCAAGCGAUUCCUUGUUUGGGCCUGUUUCUUCUUCUUCCAAAUUCGGUUCGGCCGAUGGAUCGAAACCUAAUCCUGGGUUUCUUGAGCGGAUCGCCAGGGGAGCUUGUGAGCAGCGAAAGUUCAUUUCUACGGGAACUCUCAUACUAAUCUCUGCAAUUACUGUACUUUUGCUCAACCCAAUUAUCGCAUCGCCUGCUUUUGCGAGCUUUCAAACCGCUACGAAAUCUGGAGGCGCCGCUGUUGGUAGCAAACUCCUCAGGACCGAGUUGCUGAGCAGUGCAUGGACGGGUUUCUUUGCGGGUUGUCUGCAUACGCUCUCAGGGCCCGACCACCUUGCUGCUUUGGCACCGCUUUCAAUUGGGCGAAGCAGAAUGGAGAGUGCUGCUGUUGGAGCUCUCUGGGGAUGCGGCCACGACGCUGGUCAAGUCAUCUUCGGUUUACUGUUUUUACUUCUUAAGGAUCGGCUUCACAUUGAAGUCAUAAGAACUUGGGGUACAAGAGUGGUGGGCCUGACCCUUCUUAUCAUUGGUGCCAUGGGGAUCAGAGAAGCUUCCGAAAUUCCGGCUCCAUGUGUUGCCUUGGAGAAUGGCGAAACCGACAUCAACAGUCUUCAGACGGAGAAAACCUCGACCCCGAAAAAGAAAAUAGGGUUUGCAACAUUUGCAACGGGGAUCGUUCACGGGUUACAGCCGGAUGCUCUGAUGAUGGUUCUGCCUGCAUUGGCUUUGCCUUCCAAGUUGGCAGGAGCUGCAUUUCUCACAAUGUUCUUGGUUGGCACAGUAAUCGCGAUGGGAAGCUAUACGGUGUUUAUAGGGUCUUGCAGCGAAGCGUUGAAGGAAAAGGUCCCGAGGAUAACCGAGAAACUGACGUGGGCGUCUUCUCUUGUAGCCAUCGGCCUCGGGCUGGCCAUCAUCGUCAGCCAGUUCUUCGGGUUCAGCCUUUACUGAGAAGCCGCCAUGAUAGAACACUUUCAGGUCUGAACUUGAUCUUUGAUUCUUUGUAUUUCUAAGAAGAAGAAUUUCGAUUGUUUUCGUCUAUUGCUUAUACCAGGAUCAAACUCGUACGUAGCUUCAGAAUCUCCCCUCGGAAAAACGUUCCUGUUGUUUUCUUUUCUCUAUUAUAUUAUUCUUAUAAAAACAAGAUA